AUGUUUCCGUUUUCCCGCGGAGGAUCUCCCUCCCCGUCUUCGUCUCCCUCCCCGUCUUCGUCUCCCUCCCCGUCUUCGUCUCCCUCUUCGCCAGCUUCUCUCGCAGCCGAUGCUCCGUCAUACCCGCCUGCGGCCGCCUUCCCAGAGUUUCCGGUGGCCUUUGCGCCUGCCGAGCGUCCGCCGGAAACGCCCAUGGACAUUUUCUUGGGCGAGAGGUAUCGCACCUUGAAUCUGACGCCCGGAGGCACGACUCUGACGGAUGAACAGAAACAGAUUCAGCAGCAAAUUCUGCUGCAACACAAAGUCGAGCGGUUCUUUACAGAGGGCUGUCUCGCGCGGGCAGCCGUCAUGGGCGCUGGCGGUGGAGUCCUAGGCGUCCUUUUCGGCGCCUUCUUCUUCACGAUGAAACCCGUCGACGUCGACACGACUUUGACCUUCCGCGAACAGCUGCGACAGCAGUAUCGGAGUUUCCUGCCCGACGUCGGGCGCUCUGCCAAGAACUUUGCGAAACUGGGUUUCCUCUACUCCCUCGCGGAGUGUUUCAUACAGAGAGAGCGAGCGGUCCACGACAUCAACAACGCCAUCUACGCUGGAUGCGUCACGGGAGCCGCACUCUCUUAUCGAGGAGGGCCCUGGGCAGCAGCUGCAGGUUGCGCAGGCUUCGCCGCCUUCUCGGGAGUCAUGGAGAGCCUCCAGCCUUUCGGAAACAUGGGAGUGUAA
Messenger RNA from Neospora caninum, 720 nucleotides. RefSeq lists its product as hypothetical. Gene Ontology annotation, biological process: protein insertion into mitochondrial inner membrane. The transcript is spliced from 4 exons. The record is from RefSeq and is a predicted model, not a curated record. NCBI's taxonomy places the organism in Eukaryota, Apicomplexa, Conoidasida, Eucoccidiorida, Sarcocystidae. Gene Ontology annotation, cellular component: TIM22 mitochondrial import inner membrane insertion complex. Bases 1 to 720 code for a protein of 239 amino acids. Gene Ontology annotation, molecular function: transmembrane protein transporter activity.